AAAUUCAAGCUGCUCCCACCGACUUGAUCCCCUUUUUUGGUGUUUCUCCCACCAGUCCAGGAGCAUACAGUCAGCCAACCCUCGACACACUGUCUUUUCUCUUCUGUAUAUCCUACUCAUCAUGGCGUCCACAUGCUCUUCGGUUAGAGCUUUCGUCAUCCUUUUGAUAUCUGUCAUUAUAUUGUUUGAGUUAGUCACCGGCCAACCAGUUGACCCGUAUUUCUCUGGACCAGGAGCGGCCACUGAAAAUCGGGGAUCUCCUGCCUCCCCUUUGCCAUCGACUACAGGGCGUUGUGAUACAUCCUACUUCGCUCUCUUCAGUUUCCCUGGCAACCGUGCUUCCUUCAACAAACGUGAAGAUGCAGCUGCGCAUGUGCACCGGAUUUAUGCCCGGGCUUCAGAGAGUGAGCAUCAGGGCUUGUCAAGCCGCGAGAAGCUAAUUAUCGGCCUUGGUGCGGGAAUUGGUGGAUUGUGUGUUCUUCUGAGUAUCCUGGUCAUCGCCCGGUAUCAAAAAAGUUGGUGCCGGGCCAUCCCAUUGAGAUUCACGCGCAAAGGUACCCGAAGGAAUCUCAGAAGUCCACCGCCAGAAAAUACCUUCAGACGACAUCAUGAAUCGAUGCGUUCCAUAGGGACACCGAAAACCAACUUGCAGGUAUUCUACGGCCCGGAAGGCGCCCUCUAUCAGACCUGUCCAUACCACCCAGGCCUUCCAAGUCUUUUGACUUCCUACUACCAGCCAGUCGAGGUAUAUCGCACUCUCAUGCGAUCAACUAAACAGCCCCGCCAUCCUCCCUCUCCUGUCUCUCAGCCCGCCUUAAGCCCCGCGACACAGGCCGCUCACCAUGACUCUAGCCCUCAACAUGUUCAGUAUCUUUCUGAACCUCCUAGCCCCUCCGAUUCUGCGAUAUCCCCCAGAACUAUACCUCCGCGGCCUAGACGUGCGAUAUAUGCCCCACAACCCCAGUGCGCGGGACUUUCCAACAAUAUGCGUCAAAGUGUAGGCAUGGGAGUUUGCCACCCACCACCAGCGAAGUUGCGACCUCUGCCUCUAAGAGAGUAUUCUGGGGUCAACCCGCCCCGAUACGGCUUCCCUACUUAGGCUUUCAUUUUCCUCAGGCCUUCAGCUUUCGUGGUACCCAGUACACAUAAUGCUGCAGCUUUGCCCAAUCAUUUCUCAUCUCUAUCUACUUCCUAGUUUGAUCACGAUCUCUCCUCUUUACAUUGUUUAGGCAAACUUUUCCUCCUGCUUAUUUCCCUAUAACUCCUCGCUUCGUUAACGCCCAUAUACCAACCAACCACUGAACUCUUUGUUCAUGGCUUCUUGAUACAAUCUUGUCGAGUAUAACUCAGACGAAGACCGAGAACGUUACCACUUGGCAUCUGUUGCCUUGUUCGUGGCCAGCUUGUUCGACCGCACUGAAAUCCCAUACGGACUGAUGGGACAUUCUCGCAAAAUUCGCGACGUUGACAUCGCAUUCUAGGCAUCUGGAAACAUAGGAGAUCUCUAAAAGAUCAUGGAAGCUGAAAGUCGUCUCAUCAUUUCAAACACCAAACUUAUUAGCAACAUCAUAAACGCCUUUGUCCUUACUGUACCAGGGCAUGAUGGCUGCAAGAAUGUGGUAUCUGUUUGACUUGAUAGAGAAUGGUCUAUCAAAACAGCUGCAUGCGAAUGGGAGGUGGCUUUGUCACCCCUUCCAACUUCGGCCAGAAGAAUAUCUAUGUAAUGGAUAUAUUAUAUCUACUGCAAGGCAAAAUGGCAGCUUUUACAGCCCGACACAGCAACAAUGACUUUGAUAGUUGUGCGACAUUUAUUGCAGAUCUAUGAUGGUGAAAUCGUGGGCCUUGCAUACCAUUUGGGCCCAGAGGCUAUCAGCUGCUUUGUUGAUAGUGUUUCUGCUGGCGAAUUAC
Messenger RNA from Coccidioides posadasii C735 delta SOWgp, 1908 nucleotides. RefSeq lists its product as uncharacterized. The record is from RefSeq and is a predicted model, not a curated record. NCBI's taxonomy places the organism in Eukaryota, Fungi, Ascomycota, Eurotiomycetes, Onygenales, Onygenaceae.